This is a messenger RNA of Amoebophrya sp. A120, 3190 nucleotides long. Lineage: Eukaryota; Dinophyceae; Syndiniales; Amoebophryaceae. The record is from the annotation of a GenBank genome assembly.
AUUGCGUCGCCUGACUUUGACGUGACCUCUGACCACAAGUAUGCAGCCAGUAUCGUCGUCUAAGCAAAUGCUAACAUCACUUUGUCUCAACAACUUCUUAGGGAACAGACGUGUUUUUUUUUUUCGCGAAAGGGACGUAGGUUCAUUGGUACUUAUGGCCUUGCCGCACAGAAAAUAGGGAAGAAGGAAAUAUUAUUUGUCACUAUUGAAAAGUAAUCGGAGAAUCUCAAGUGUUUGAUUCGCAUAAAGAGCAAGAAACGCAAGAAACGAUUCUAGCGCUAAAAAGCAAAUCAAAAAUGGUGAAUUCGCAGCCGAAUCGGUCGAUCUCGACCCCUCCGCCGGACCUCCGGCGCCAGCACCGCAGCACCGCGGGUAGUGGCUUCGGUGUUGAUAACAGGCUUCCACCAAUCAACCAGGAUAAUUCUUCAACGAACAAAACCAGUACAGGAAAUGCUGCCCAACAUGCGCGCGACACGACCGGUGCAGAGGCGUUCAAGAAAAUCCAGCGGGCGAUGCAGAAACACGCAAUUAUUGGGCAGGAAACGGUGAAACACCUCCGAAGACACUCCCAGGGGCGGAAGGCCAGCGAGUCGAGUUUGAACCGGGAACAGAGGUUGGCGGAGAAGUACAAUUUGCCAAAAAUCGAGGCUGAGGCCCGCAUCGACACCAACAGGUUUGGCAUGAAGAAAAAGCCAACACCAGGACUGAAGCCCGGGGACUUGGAGCAGGAACUCGUUCGGCGGGUAAUCAUAUGGAUAGCAAAAAUGUCUGGGUCUGGAAGACUGCACCUUGUCAUGCAGAUUUUACAUGACCCGUGACGUCUGUGAUGUGUUCCCUAGCAUCACAGAUUUUCUGAGUGCUUCUUGAUGCCUAUUCCGCAUGACAAAUGCCCCAGCAAAGCUGGCAUCACAAGUUCCAACUUUCCAGACCCAGACAUUUUUGCAUUCGAUAAAUCAAGGGCGAUCACGAUUGGGUCUACAACGCAUUGUAUCCUGUGCAAAAGCAUCGUAGUCGUAUUGCAAUCAUGCGUUACAAAUCUUUUUUUUAAGGUACAUCCGCAUUACAAAUUUUCUAUUUAUUUCUCAUGCUGAGGAAAUAGAAAUUUGUAAUGCAUUUAUACGAGUACGAUACUUUUGCAGUUCAUACCUUGCAGAAGGCAGGGAGAGAUUUGCUGUUCUCCGAAUGGGGCGGAGGAGUAACGAAGACCUGCAUUCUGUACGCCGCGAAUCGAGCAGGUAAGAGCAAUAAGUAGAGUCAUUGAUAAUUAUGAUUUUUACCAUUGGAGGGAUGAAGUUUUGUUUGCUCAUUGAUACGUGUUUGAUGUCAGAAUGAUGCGUGGGCAACCCUACCUCCACCCAGUGUUGCGAACACCAACACGUGAAAAACAAAUAAGUAAAUUAUAUCACAUCAGAUCUCGACAUGUGCAAGUUACUGUUGCGGUACGGGGGAAAGGAGCUUCUGGCAGUAAAGGAUUUGAAGAACCGCGAUGUGGCACACUACGCACGAAAACACGGCUUUGACAUCGGCAGUCUCAAGGGCAUGGGCCAAGGACUCGUGGACUGCUGGAACUACCGAAUUCUCAUGCGCAAAGGGCCAUAUCAAAUAGAAAUGCAAAUAUAAUUUGUCGUCCUGGGUGGUCGGUCUGCGAGAAUGCAAGGUUAUUUCUGAUGCAGUUUGUUCUGCAAGAGCAAGACAGACAACACUUAGGCUACUUAGCAGCUCCUCAAAAAUUUGCCAUGCUCAGCUGUCAAUGGAGGUGUGUGUCCGCGUGAAGAUUCAGAUUGAUUCGCCACACGACAGCAUUACAAGUUUAUUCCAGACCCAGACAAGUAUUUGCAUUUGAUAGGCCACCAGGAAAGACCAUGGGCGACCAAGACGGCGGGCCACAUGAUGGAGACAGCAGCACUAGUUACGAUCCACUGGCAGGGGGAGCGUCGAUAAUGGUACAACUGCAGCUAUCAUUUUUGAGCAGGGUUCAUCUUGUGUUGAGCUGCUUGUUGAUCGUGUUGAUUCGAUCUGUAGCAAAUUGUGUAGUGGAAUAGAAGCACGCAUAAGAUGAACUUAAUUAAUAUUGUGAUGUUUCCAUCGCAUGAAAAUUUUUACAAACAGAGCACCACCAGCACUGCAACGCUGGCAACAAAUCACGGUGGAAACCCUCAUCGAGGUGGUGGGGAUGACGACGAGGAGAACUCGGUCUUGGAGCAGUACGGGCGGAGGAGGAAGCCCAGAAGGGCGAACCCAAACUACGACCACCAGCUCUCCGGAUGUACUUUUUUUUGGCCCAAACAAAUAAGAUGACGACAGUCAUUGACUCCGUAGCAAUUCAAAAUGUGGUACUAUCGUGGCCGAAGUAAAAAUAGCAGUAACUAAAAAAAGGCGGCUACGGCUUUGCUUUUGCAUUUAUAGUGAUGUUAUGCAUCGUAAAAUAGAUGAGAACAGAAAAGAAUUACUAUCACACAUCAACAGACAUCAAGCUGCCAGCGCUCGCACAGGCGACGGCGACGCGGUCUCCCGGUAAGAAUAAGAAGUAGACGUCGCUGCAGGGCGAGCGGGUAGAAGUACCGAGUGGACGUCUACCACUAUGUCUCUCGUUCAAAUUUUCACACACAAGCAAGACGAUCUUUCUUUCUAUGAUACGAAUACGAAUACAAUUUGUCACGAACGACCAGUGUCGCUUUUAGUAACUACAUUUGCACAGAGAUCAGGUCUCCUUUUACAUUUUUCAAUAUUGUCAACAAAAUUUCCUAGAAAGUUCUGAAUAGAUGAAAUAGAAUCAACGUAAACAUCAAAACUGCGAUCAGGAUCAGACGUAUCUAUGACAAAUAUCAAAACUAAACUUUUGCAAAAUCUAACCUUGUACAAAUACAAUCCAUUUUUCUUUAUCUUACUUACGCAAAUUUCGUUUCUAUCUUGUAUACCACCUGAUGGCAUCAUCAAAUGGGAGUGGAAUGGGAGGAUCGCUUAUGAAAAAUCCUUAACCUUGUAUACCUUUUUGUCGCCGAUGCGAUUUCAAUUUCAUCUCUUUCUGUUUCAAUGCAAUACGCACUGUGUACACUAGAAUAAAGCCGUUGUUUUUAUUCCGUUUCGUCGGGUUUCAAAAAUUAUCAUGUACAAAAAUUGUUGGAAAACUACAAAAGCUAAGUAGUACUAAUUUCGUCCUCCAAAAUAAAAAAAUGUGCAAGCUCUCGAC